GUGAGGUUUAUAUUUUAGUUUUUUUGAGAAAGACGAGAAAUGGAUACAAAUAAUGGUGGUAUCUGAGUCGUUUGCAAAUUCUGGUGCGCCAAAACCAGCAAUGACUUCUCCGGAAGGAAGUCCUGCUUUGCCAGACGUUCUUGGCCCGGGUGGUCAGGAAAAUUUCCACCACAGAAGCGCGCAGGUGACGAAGUGUGAAGAAGAAGGAGAAGAUGUUGGUGCUGACAACAAGGAUCACAGCACAGAUGAUCCUUUUGCACCACAACCAGCUGCAGGCAGCACCAACCCCAUCAGCCCGAGCAGCAACACAAACAAGGUAGAGGACGAGGCAGUACGGGAUUUGAAAAAAUGCAUUCUCCGCAACACCAAGCAGACCAGCCUGAAGCGCUCGGAAUCCGAGCCCGACUUGAGGCGCAGUAAAAUGCGGUCGGGCCGAAUUGCGCAACCCGGCGGCUUCCGGAGACACUUUGUCUUGACGCACGAACAAGGAGCAGCGAGUGGAUCCUCUCUUGAGGCUGCUGGAGAGAACAAGCAUCAAGGUUUGCUCCACGUUUCGUCUUCGGGCCGGACUCUCGAUAGCAGCGAUGGUAGUUCUACGAUCCGGGAAAAAGCCAGCAGCCUCGCACCGCAGCUCUACCGGAAUCGUGGGCAGUCGUGCUUGGCGGGCGGUAGUAGUACUACAGGUGGAGCAGCUGCAGCAGCAGCUUCUCCGGCUCCGCGCACACCUCCUAUGGGCGCAGGCGCAAAUCAUGCGACUGGGGUCUUGACGAGGGUGAUUCAGGGAGGACUCUUCACUGAAGACACCAGUCCGGUUCUUGGCGAGGAUAGUAAAGAACACCACGACCUCCAGGCGGGCGCCGUUGAAACAACUUCUUUUGAUGCAACGGCGCGAGGACAAGGCGUCCAAAAUCCUGAAGAUGGCGAAAUUGAUGGUCACGCUGUAGUAGUUGGCGAGAAGAUUAAGGCCGCUCCACGGUUGAGCAAGACGUGGAGCUUUCCGGUUUCGUUUCAAGAAAUGCAGGAGGCAAACAGCUCGUGCAGCGCCACUGUGAAAGACAAGCCCGAUAGCAGCUGUGCAACGCAGGAGCAAGAUGACAGAAAACAACCAAGCAGCGCGAAGAUGAAAGACACUGGAGUAGAUCAUGGGCAGCUAAUUCUUUCUGCCGACGCAGCUCCUGUGGUCGCUGCGGGUGCUGGCGCACCUCCGACGAGUUGUGCCGUUGCUAGUACUGGUGCUACAACCGCUACGGCUCCUCAAAGUUGUAUCAAACAAGACGGCAACAAGCUGACGAAGCAGAACCAAAGCGCUCCGGGAGUGUUGGAGUGUGCUGCUGCGUCCAGAAACAAGAACGCGCUUGUUACCGAGCCGGCUGUUUCCGCCGUUUCGGGACACGCCGACGUCCCGGACCUUCAUCAAGGAGGCACAACUUCUAUAGGUUUAGAAGGUGCUGACAAUAAUAUAGUACCUUCCUACCCCUGUACUAGCACCCGCUCCACGAGGACGUCGUCGACCUCUGCCGCAGCUACGAUCGUCAGCAGCGUCGCUACAGUGCUUCCCGUCGCUGCGGCUGCAAACUCUGCGAAAGUGGUGCGCAGCGCUGCUGGCCACGCUAGUACAACAACUUCUGCAACUGCGAAAGCAGCUGGAUCGAGUAGAGCUACAACGGGCAAUAAAGUUGCUUCGUCUAGUACAACUACAACUAUUUACGGUACCUGUGCAGCUUCUGCAUCCUCGAAAAAUCAACAACCUUCAAAAAACAAAAAGAAGCAGCCAAACCUUUCCUACGCACGCAUCCCGCUCUUGUCCCAGUUGUUGGAUCCUCGGUUCGCGUUUCCCGGUUUUUCCGCGGACGAAGAGGACGAAAGCGACACCGAAAACAGCAACGCAGCGUUGAAAGCCGUGCAGCAGCGGUUGACAUGGACCCCGAUUUUGGAACUCUCGGACGAUGACGAAGAACUGUUGUAUGGCAGUUCAGAACAACUCGGAGAUAGUUCUUGUGAAGACCAUACGCGAAAUAGAAAUUACAGCCGUAGCAUCUACGGCUCAACAUCGUCAACACCGGACAAGCUGCGUGAUUUCGAGAACAAUGCGAAUGAGCUAUUGGUGGACAGGCGUCUCCUCGGCAAGAGGAACAAAGCCACCACUCCACCCCUGCUACCGAACAAGGGCCCAGCCGACCGUGGCAUCAACCGGGCUGGAAGUAGGAAAAAAGAGCACAACAGGCUGGAUGAUAGCAGAACCGCGUCUGGCUCAAGAGCAAAAAAGCUGAAGCAUGACCGCAGUCGACGUGCCAAGGCCGCGAAUCAAAUAGGAUCAUUUGGAGGUGGGGGUCUCGGUGGCGAAGAUACCACACCGGAAGAAAUUUCCUCGACGCUGCGGCAUGAACUACAUCACGAAGAAGUCCACGACUCGGCUUCGUCAGAUGACGAUGAAACGCAGGCCCUGCUUGCGCGCACUCUGACGGCGACUAGCGGACCCAAUGGCACUACUACAAGUACUACACACGUCCGGAAACUGGUAACAGCGACGAAAAAAAGGGAAAGCACGUCGAGCUUGAAGAAAGGGACGCAGAAUGAAAAGUUUGCAAUCACUCCUGGAACUACUACAUUAGCGACACAAAGUGCCAUGCCAGAAAAGAAGGUGAGUCGCGCGGCCACGAUGACGACGGUUUUCAUUUUGACGAAAAGCAUGAUUGGAACGGGAAUCUUUACCUUGGCGAGACCGCUGGGAAAGGCGAGUGUUGUGAACGGCUCGCUGGUUUUCACAUUUAUCUCCUGCCUCUGCGCCUACUGCUGCUUGUUGCUCAUCCGAGCACGAAACGCGCACCACGACCGAUUGAGGAGUGCGGGGCAGACGGAAAUUUCGAAGGUGAUAAAGAUGUAAGUAUAUGCGUGGCGCCGCUUAUCAUGACAAUAGGGGACGUAGAUGGAGAUUUUUGUAGUACAACGCAGGUGAACGACUGGAAGUUGAUGCAGAAGAGUAAGUACCGAUUGACAAUAGUGCGUGAUUGUAUUUGUAUUGCCAGCCAUUUUAUGCUUAUGUAUGAAAUCUGUAUAAAAAUUAUAUCAACUACACAGGACCAGCUCACGUUCGAAUCUCUCGCCGCCCACGCGUUAGGGGGAAAGUGGGGCAAGAUUGUUUUCUCCUUUUUUCUCCUCGCGGCGGAGUUCGCCAUGGUGAUCUCCUCGUGUAUCGCCAUCGCCUCUGCGUUGUCCGGCGCUUUCCGCAAUAUCGUGCCCGAGAAGGUUUUGGGGGACAGUGUGUCCCGGGAAACGGCGCUCUUACUCGUCGUGACGCUAUUGCUGAUUCCGCAGUGCUGGGUGCGGAAAAUCAAAUACUUCGUCUACAACAGUUUCGUCGGUGCGUUGACGACGCUGUGGUGCUUGUUCUACGUGUUGGGGUCCAACACCUUCCAACUGAUUUUCGAAGAAGCGGCGACAACACCUCCAGGUCUGAACUCGGUGGUAUCAAAGCCGGAAACUUUGGUGGGACAACUGCCAGGAGGCGUUCUCCUGUCAGAGACCGCCUUGAUGGCAGGAGCAUCUUCUCUGUUAGAAGAUUAUACACAGGAGCAUGGAGCUACUGGAAGUACUUCUAGAGAACAACAAACAUCAGUGCUACAACAAGCUGCUUCGCCAGUUGUCUUUUCGGCGAACCGAGCGGCUCGUAUGCGCGGCGGUGCGGAAGCAGAAGGUCUUAAUGAGGACGAAGGUGUUCCAGUAGUUCUUGGGGACGAGGAGGAACCAGCAAGGCCAGGCACGAGCUCAUCACCUGCGGGCGAGUUUGUUCCGGGAGGAACCCUUGCAACAAGUAGAACCGCACCUCCUUCGGAAGGUCGUGACCAGGAACAAGGGCAGCGGAAUUCUGCGGAAGAACGGAUGUCCCCAGGUGGUGGUGGUGGUGGUUCACCAUCUCCUGUUGUUGUUGACCAAGAUGUAGUUGCACAGCCGUUUGAUACCAUGCCAACUUCUCCUCCUCCCUCUCCUCCCUCUCCGCCCCUGCACCACCACACGCGACACCCAUCAAAUCGUGAAGGUAAGAAUGAUGACUUGAACGCAGCCAGCACGACCCCUCUAUUUGAUCGUAUCGGUCUUCCCGACCAAAUGACCAACGCGUUCGCUCAAGCGGAUGAAGAUCCACCAACGUCGAGUAGUACUAAAGGCCCAACAAGACAACAACUUCUCCCGAAAAGACCGCGGUUGGACAGCCCGUUAACCGAGGACUUUCUUUCUAAGCACGACCAGGCUAUUGGGGCCCGCCCGAUGGGAACAAGUUUUUUUCAAAACGCCCCGGAUGAAGUUGUAGAUCCGCGCUGGAGCCAGGACCCGCUGAAGGGCGGCAAGAACAAGAAAAACUACGCCAACGAUCAGGAAACGGGGCGAAGCCAACUCACCGAGUCAACCCGACCACCCGACAGCGCUAUUCACAGCGGCAUCCGCAGUCCGGUGAGUUCGAGCUCGGACGUUUCGCGGAUGGGGGGAGCGGACGGGGGGUCAGCCGAGCAGGAGAAUUUGCUGGACUUACUGCUGGAGCGAACUACGACGAAUAAUGAUGUUGGUCGUGAGACAGCCACCGGUUCUGCUGGCCGUCUUGCGGAACCCGACGCCUCCUCCUCGUCCGGCUUGAUGCUGUACCGAACUUGCACGACCGAGGGGGAGGAUGGUGCGCGAAUCGUUUCUUUGGUGCCAAAAUCGCCCAGUGCAGCGGAGGAUGAGGACAGCGAGAAGAGUCCCGAGGUUCUUGUUCCACCUGUGGCUUGUUCAAACACGGAUCAUCCGGGUGUUGAGGGCUGCGGUGGUGCAGCACUUCAACAAACUGGCGCAACAUUGAACCCCGGAUCGCUUGCUCCGGCAGAAGACCUUGAUGAACGAACUCGUGCCCCCCACCUCCGGAGGGCAAUAUCUUCGCCACUUUCAUCUGGUCAACAAAACUGUCCCCCACCCAAGUCGAAACCCCCGUCGCUGAAAAAUCGACGACGUCCCUCGCCCCUCGUCACCCGCAACAAUGCAGCAGCUGCUGCACCUCCUUUCCGCCGCGAGUUGACCCCGCCGGACGAAGCGGAUGAAGUGGAGACGAGCCAGUUGUUGGAGAAAAAUCCACUGGGACAGCAAGCGCUUGGAACAACUAUUCCGGGAGCUGCUACUGCUCCUUCGGCCGGCGUUUAUCUUGCAGGUCAAGAUGCAGUAAUUUCGUCGUCCAACAGUAGCUCAUCAUCUUCACAAUCGGCUGCUCCAGACGGUAAGAGUCCGGGAGCUGUUGGUGUUGUACUUCUAGAGAACAAGACCAGCGGGGGCACAGGGGGUGCAGGGGAUGGCAGAACAGGUGGUGGUCCAGGGGAUCAUGGCAGCGGGGGUGUGGUGCAUCAACUAAGCGAAAAUACAAGUAGCGGAAAAAACACCCCAGCUGCACCAUCACCGCUGUUGCAAAACGGUUCGAAAACUAGUUUAAAGCCGUCAAAUGAAAUUUCCGGUGCGACAUCAACCCCACAACUUCGAAGCGCGCAAACCGCAGGCCCCAGCACAGGGAACAAGAGCAAUUCCAGCGUCGGGAUCAUAUCGGAACGCAAAUUUUUGCAACCAGGCGGAAGUGCUGGCGUGUUUCUUGCGGCCGAUAAUUCCGAUAAAAAUUCGGGCAGAAGUGGAGGUGCAGACAAAAAUGAGAUCAUUUUCGGAGUACUACCACCAGAACUCGCCUCAGGAAUAUUAAAACAGGGAGGCACAACAGCAAAUACCCGUGUUCGAGGAGGAGGCCAACCUCAUCCACGACAACCCGGCAACAUGAUAGUACCUGCUCCUCUCUCGUCGUCCUCCUCGUCGUCCACCCCACUUGACAUGAACGAUCCGUACGACGUCGAUAUUCAAAACGGAUCAACAGCGCCGACCCCAAGAACUUCUACUGCGACUUCCAUCAAUUGGUAUGUGCCCGAGGAUUUUAUGUCACUCGUCUCCCUGGCUGGAAUGACCCUGUACUCCGCGGAGUAUAUCCCAGAGAAAAAAGCUGGCAGGGCACAUUUGUAAUGCAAAAAUAAAUACACAGAAAAAAUUGUCAUGGGUGGCCCCGUAGCAUGCUGCUUCGGAUACGCAAUACAGAUUUUUUUGUGUAUUUAUUUUUGCAUUACCUGCCCGCUUUUUUCUGUGGGAUAGAGUACGUGAACACCAUCCUCCCCAUCUACGAGGCGCAUGAGAAAAAGGACAACUUCCCCCUCAUUUUCAUCCUCUGCGCGGUUUGUGUGGCGGGGCUCGCCUGGGCGAUCAGCUUCACGUCGUAUUUGACGAACCCGUUAUCCGAGUCCACCUACUGCUUCGCGGAUCUGCCGGAGGGUCCGCUCCGCACCGCGGUGCAAUUGUGCGUCACUGCCGGUUGCUUUCUGUCCAUUCCGGUGCUGUUCUUCGUGAUCCCGCACUUCUACGAGAAACAACUCUUCCACCAGUUGCUCAGCAUGACCGGGAAGUCCGAGGAGGAAGUCAGUCGGCGAAAAUGGUGCAAAAACGGGGUGUAUCAAAUGUAAAAAUGUCUGGGUCUGGAAGAUUGCAACUUGUCAUGCUAAAUCUGCAGCAUGCAAAAAUCUGUGUUGCAUGAUUACCAAAAGUCGCCAAAUUUUGACCAAGUGGGGAGGUAGUUUCUCAUGCAGAAUAGGCAUUAGAAAGGUCGCGCAGAAUCUGUCAUGCUAGGUCCGGCAUUCCAGACCUCAUGGGUCAUGGAAAAGCAGCAUCACAAAUCGCGCAUUCUUCCAGACCCAGACAUUUUUGCAAUUCAUAGGGUGCGCACGCUGAUCCUGUGCUCCAUCGUCCUCGUCGCGAUCCUGCUUGGCGAGCAGAACGUCCGUAUCAAAUGCAAAAGUGUCUGAGCAGUCUGGAAGAUUGCGAGAUUUGUCAUGCUUGUCUGGCAUGACCAAAAAGUUUGUGAUGCGUGUCCAAGAAGAGACCCUUUUGCCUGUCAUGCAAAAACGCAGUUUGUCAUGCUCAUGCGACAAACUGCGUUUUUGCAUGACAGGGCAUUCACUAUUCCCAACGCAGCAUUACAAGUUUCCAGACCCAGACAUUUUUACAGUUGAUAGUCCGCGUUUUGACGUCCUUCGUCGGUGGCUUUGCCUGCGCGCCCUUGGCGUUCAUAUUUCCGGUAUUUAUAAAUGAAAGGACAAAAAAUGCUGGAGUGGUGCCAAGAGUAGCUGCAAAAAGGCAGAAAUAAACAACUGUAUAAGCAAAAAUACGGACACCAAGCAUCGAUCGAAAAUGGGGUGAAAAAUGGGGUGAAAAAUGAUUGGGUGUUUCCUCAAAGAAAGUGAAAGAUUUGAAUUUGAACAAUACUCAUAUAAUUCCAGGUAAUCAUCUUCAACCAGCUGGGGGAGCCUACGCCCGUGCUCAAAGUGCUCAACUACGGCAUUGGGGUUUUUGGAAUUCUGGCCUGUAUCAGCUGCACCUACUUGGCGUUUACCGACCCAGGGGGCGGACAUUGAGUGUGACUUCGUGCUGUCGAAGAUCUCGUGAACAAGCUGUUUCCACCACCUCCUCCGCAAGUGCGUGUUGGAAGCGACGAACAGCAGCAGGCUUUCGGGAGAUAGAUUUGAUUACCUGGUGGCCAGAGACCGUUGUGCGGAGGAGUCAGUUGUUUUUGUUGAGGGCACCAGCAUGGUUAACCGUUUUAACGUUUAGAGAUCUCACUAAAAAACUUUGUGUUUGAAGUUUUCAAGACUUGAAUUGACAACUCAAGAAAGCUGUACAUCGGUCCGCUCCGAGUCCGAGCCGACAGGAAGCUUAACAAGGAAAACAAAUAGAACCGUGUGCAGGAGAAGCGGUUCGAUUUCACAGCAUCACGUUCUGGACCUCCUCUAGUGCUUAAUUAGAAAUCUGUGAUAUCAACAACAUCGAAGACAUUCUGUAGUUGCUCCCGCUGUUGCUCUAGUAGUACCCCUUCAAGGAUCAGUAAUAGGGCUACGCGACCAUCAUGUCGUGUAGCUGCAUGAAUGAAGAGGCGUCGCGGCAAUUUUAUCGGUUUUUAUAAUUUUGUCGAGAACUUUUACUCUACUCUGAAGUCACUUUGAUUUUUACCGUUUUUCGUUUGGAAUUGAAUUAGUUACUUAUUUUGCAAAAGGAAAAUAAUAGCGAGGAGACUCCACAUGGUGCUCCUACAUAGUCUAGUGGUUCAAUUAUACUUUCGUUUUCAUUUUCGUUGUCCGAAGCAAACAAAGUUCUUCUCUUUCUUGCUCUCGAGAACACAGCAUCAACGUUGGCUCCUGUAGUAGGUACCAAACCGCAACAUGAGAAAGUUGCUAAAUCAUGUGAAAUUCAACUUGUUGACUCCGAUCGAGCAGUAUGAUCUUUUGUAUUCACUUACAUUUUCAAUUUCAAAAGUUCAAGUCCGCGUAAGGUACCCAAAACAAACCAAUUCUACUUAUGCUCCUUUCUGCUGAAUACAGACCCUCAAUAAAUUCAAAAUGAAAAACCACACGAAAUAAAAUAUUACAGAAAAAAACUCUAGCG
Molecule: messenger RNA, 8481 nt
Organism: Amoebophrya sp. A120
Lineage: Eukaryota; Dinophyceae; Syndiniales; Amoebophryaceae
Source: the annotation of a GenBank genome assembly